Molecule: messenger RNA, 1825 nt
Organism: Suillus discolor
Lineage: Eukaryota; Fungi; Basidiomycota; Agaricomycetes; Boletales; Suillaceae
Product: major facilitator superfamily domain-containing protein
Exons: 8
Coding region: 228-1703 (491 amino acids)
Biological process (GO): transmembrane transport
Molecular function (GO): transmembrane transporter activity
Source: RefSeq, a predicted model, not a curated record
UGGCUGAAGCUUCAGGCCGAGGUAUGUACAGGGAACUGGUUACUGAACCGCCGAUUUGCCGCCGAUCAUUUCUAGGUCAACGAUAGAUGGAAUCAUGCCUUUUCAUUCAUCGAUACCGUCGAGAUCGUUCCAGUAUUUCGUGGGACUGACGACCAGCCUCCGGCUUCACUCAGAAGUGCUAUUUGUAGCUAUAGCAUAACUUGGAUGUGACUCAGGUGCGAUCGAUCAUGUCCCAACAACAGCUGGACGAAGAGACGCCUUUGCUGCCGCCCUUGCAGCGGAAGGCCAGGACACCAUUGCCUUGGCGUCAAUUCUCUAUCAUACUGUUUCUCCAGCUCGCGGAACCACUUACUUCACAAGUUAUCGCCCCCUUCGCACCUCAGUUAAUAAGAGAUAUCGGGAUUACAAAUGGCGAUGAAACCAGUGUAGGGUACUAUGUCGGACUGAUGUACUCCCUAUUCUUUGCAACACAAGCGCUCACCGUUCUUCAUUGGAGUCGUAUAUCGGACCACAUUGGACGGAAGCCUGUCAUUUUGACAGGCCUGUUUGGACUAUCUAUCUCUAUGUAUUGUUUCGGCCUAUCUACAACAUUUUCUGGACUCGUACUAAGCCGUGCUCUUAACGGUGCUUUGAACGGCAACGUCGGCGUAAUCAAAAGUAUGAUGGUGGACAUUACCGACUCUACCAACUUGGCCCAGGCGUAUGCAUAUAUGCCUUUAGCUUGGUCAACGGGUGGGACCAUUGGCCCCCUUGUAGGUGGAUUGUUAUCACGUCCAGUUGAACAAUUUCCGAACGUCUUCGGUCAUUCUCAAUUCUUGAAGACUUAUCCAUAUUUCCUUGCAUGCGCUGUACCUGCCACCUUCUCUGCACUGGCUUGGAUCGUGACGUUCCUUUUCUUGCGAGAGACUGUACUCACCAGGGUGACUCUCGGGCGUUUUCUCAGGAGCAAAUACCACAAAGAUACCAUCCCUGGCCCCGUGACUCCAACAGGAUCAAGUGAUUCCCUGAGCGCAGAAGAUGCUGCUCGACCUGCAAACGGCGAUGACUCCAAACCACUACCUCUUCGCUCGCUGUUGACUCCCAGAGUGAUCAUAGCUGCUGGAAACUACGCUGCUUUGUCAUUUCUUGAUAUCGCAUUUCGUGACAUACAACCUCUGUUCUUCGCCACACCGAUAGAACUCGGUGGGUUGGGAUUAGAUCCUCCGCGAAUCGGUAACAUCCUAGCUAUCUAUGGUGUGAUCAACGGCUUGUUCCAAAUCCUUUUCUUCGCCGAUCUGCAUGACCGAUUCGGCUCAAAGAUAAUAUAUUCUGCAGCAAUGGCUGCCGGAGUUCCAAUGAUUGUCAUUUUCCCCAUCCUCAAUGCUGUCGCAAGAGCACAGGGUUUGAGCUUCGUAUUAUGGGCGAUUGUUGGCCUGCAACUUGCUCUCUCGAUGAUAUUAAAUCUUGCAUAUGCUUGCGUAUUUAUCUAUAUCGCAGCAGCGUCUCCGAACCAAGCGUCUUUUGGUGCAACGAAUGGGAUCGCUCAGCUGGGAGUGUCGAUCGUGCGAGCCAUCGGCCCCGCAUCCGCUACAUCCACGUUCUCGUUAUCUAUCAAGAAUCCCCACCACGCAUGGAUCAUCUAUUAUUAUAUGAUUGCCCUGGUCUGCAUAGGGAUCUUCGCAUCACUGUUCCUUCCUCGGCAGUUAUGGAAGAAUCAAAACUGACGGCUCUUAUGCCCCGCGGGUGUGUUUGUGUGCGUCGAGUGGAUACCACUGGAGUACGUGCAUGAUAUGGGAGAAGUUGAAGAAGGUAGACUGUCGACCUCCUCCACCUUUGCCGCAAAAAA